AUGGCUUGGAUCUUUCUCCUCCUCCUGCUAAUUCCCAUUUCUUCUGUCGUCUCGCAGCAAAACUACACUCCAAAUUCAUGCACAACCCACGAAGAAAAAACACUCUACACGUGCAACGGCCAUCAUCCAUCCUGCAAAGCUUUCCUGAUGUUCACAGCAAAGACUCCCUACACCACUCUUCCCGCCAUUGCAGCUCUUACGUCCUCGCCACAGUUCCAGAUUAUGGAAACCAACGGCAUAAGAACCAGCCCAGCCUUUCCCGACGAUCAAGAAAUCGUUGUUCCAGUGAACUGUUCUUGUUCAGGGGAAUACUAUCAGGCCAAUACCACUUACCACAUCCGAGACGAUUCCGAAACAUACUCAUCUCUAGCACUCAACACGUUCCAGGGAUUAUCGACCUGUGAUGCCCUGAGACAUUCAAACGUUAAUAAGUCCGAGUACAAUUUGCACCGCGGCGAUGAGCUUAGCAUUCCCCUACGAUGCGCGUGUCCGACAAGGGAACAAGCUGCGUCGGGAACUAAGUUCUUGUUGACUUACCCAAUCGGCGUUGGCGACACUCUCUAUACGCUGAGUAAACAGUUCAACGUAAGCAUGGAGACCGUAAAAGAAGCCAACAAUCUCCUCGACGAGUAUUCAAUAAUAUAUCCUUUCACGACACUCCUAUUUCCCCUGUCGCACGAACCGUCACGAUCACAGAUAGUGAACCGGGGGCAUCACAUCGCUCGAUCGACCUUACCUGCUACUUCAGCUGUUGGGAAAAACAAAACUUACAAACUUAUUUUGGUCGCUGGCGGAGCUGCCGGAGCAUUCUCUCUCGCUGUCCUUCUCUUCCUAGUCUUCGUAUUUCUGCAUCGCAAGAGAAAUUCGAAGUUCACGUCUCCCGAACAAGGCUUGACUCUAGAGAUUGCGAAACUUGACAGUAAACUGCACAGAUUCGAAUUCUAUGAAGUAAAAAAGGCAACGGGCGAUUUCACGAGCAGAAACAGAAUAAACAACAGCGUGUACCGUGGGACGUUCAGAGGAGAAGCUGUGGCAGUGAAGAAGAGAAAUCGAAACGCAGAUAAUGAGGUGAAGAUGCUGCAUCAGAUUUAUCACUUCAACAUAGUGAAACUUCACGGCUUCUGCGAGCACAGGGAUGAACUAUACCUCAUCUACGAGUACGUUGAAAAUGGUACUCUUCAGGAAUGGCUUGCCGGAACAAGAUCUGAAUCCCAAAAGAGCUGGAACCAACUGAUUCGUAUUGCGCUAGAUGUGGCCAACGGGCUUCUCUAUCUCCACAAAUUCACAAACCCUGUGCGCAUGCACAACAACUUAAGCACCAGAAACAUUCUCCUCGAUGGCAAACUGCGAGCAAAGAUUGCAAAGUUCAGCCUUGCAAGAACAUCAAACACCAGUUUCAUAUCAAGGGUAGUGGGGACUAAAGGCUACAUUGCACCUGAGUGUCUUGAUGCCGGUCCGGUAACUCCCAAGGUUGACAUAUUCGCCUUUGGAGUAGUAUUGCUUGAAUUGAUAACCGGCAAAGGGCCAAUAUUCAAGCAGGAUGGCAGGGAAAGACUACUCUCGGCUUCGGUAGCUGCUCUCAUGGAAAGACAGAGUGCUGAGAUUGAGCUGACCUGUUUCAUUGAGCCGCGCCUCGCUGAAAAUGGAGGAAUGGAGUAUGCCAUCCAAAUUGCCAAGCUAAGCUUAAGCUGCUCGGCACAGGAUCCAGCAGAAAGACCAGACAUGGUUGACGUCGUCUCGAUUCUUCAGAAACUGCAGUUCAAUAUACAGAAAGCGAAAUACACAGCUAACAAAGCUAUGAGCAUAGAAACUGGACCUACUUUCAGCUCUUCAUCAGUACUUUCAUCGAUCUAA
Molecule: messenger RNA, 1854 nt
Organism: Andrographis paniculata
Lineage: Eukaryota; Viridiplantae; Streptophyta; Magnoliopsida; Lamiales; Acanthaceae
Product: lysM domain receptor-like kinase 4
Exons: 1
Coding region: 1-1854 (617 amino acids)
Biological process (GO): protein phosphorylation
Molecular function (GO): protein kinase activity; ATP binding
Source: RefSeq, a predicted model, not a curated record